Messenger RNA from Myotis brandtii (Brandt's bat), 1158 nucleotides. Its product is annotated as leukocyte immunoglobulin-like receptor subfamily B member 4. Lineage: Eukaryota; Metazoa; Chordata; Mammalia; Chiroptera; Vespertilionidae. The record is from RefSeq and is a predicted model, not a curated record. The transcript is spliced from 3 exons. The coding region runs from base 200 to 463 and encodes 87 amino acids.
CCCUGGGCGAGGGGGCACAGGGAUUUCAGGAGGCAAUAGGGAGGGUUAGGCUGGGAGGGUGUGGGGUCAGGGGUGAGAAGGACUGAGAUGCGCACUGUGUGACCUGGUGCCUCAUCUCACCCUGGGUUAGAGGCCCAUCUGGGAGCAGGCGGGGACCUGCCAGGAGACACACCCCUGUUCUGCCCCAGCAGAUGCUGCCAUGAAGGACCCGCAGCCUGGGGAGAGCGUGGAGCUGGACCCUCAGCAGAACAGGCAGGAUGAAGGCCCCCAGGGAGUGACGUAUGCCCAGGUGAACCACUCAAGACCAAGACCCGGGCCGGGAAUGGCCACCUCUCCUUCCUCCCCUUUGGGGGGUUUGCUGGACCAGAAGGGCCGACAAGCAGAAGAGGACAGUCAGGCUGCUGCGUCUGAUGCCCUCACACAUACAGCCUACGCCCUGCUGAACCACUCGGCCCUCAGAUAGAGGACAACACCCCCUUCCUCCCAUCAGAGAAGCCCCCAGAUGAGUCCAGUGUGUACGCUGCUCUGCCCAUCCACUAGCCCAGACCCCACAGUGCAGGGAGAUGGCUGCCAGGACCCCUGAGGGCACUGGAGCGGCCCCCAUGGACACUCAGUGCCCUGGCCAGUCUGGAGAUCUGACGUGGACCCCCAACUGCUCCUGGGAUGCCCCUGGGAGUCGCCUGAUUCUGCAAUCACAGAUGACUAAUAUCCCUACAUUAUGGAAUCAAAGCAACAGACUUCUCAAUAACCAGCGUGUGAAUUGAUUAUUGACAGGAAGUGAGUGAACGCUUUCAAUGAAUGAUCAUGUAAAUAUUAUGCAUCAAGCCUAUGAAAUAAAAAAAUUAAGAGGCAUGAGUGAAUAUAUUAGAAAAGAAAAACCUAAAAGGUCAAGACCUAAUUUAUUACAUCAAGAAUUUAGAAAAUGAAUAGCCAAUUAUUCUAAAUGAGGGUAGAACGAGGGAUGUAAUAAUGAGUAGCUACUAGUGAGGACAGACAAAAAUAGAGAAAAAGCAACAAAGUCAAAAAAUUUUAUUCUUGAAAACUGUAAUCACAUCGAUAAAUCUUAGCCACCUUAGACAAGAAAAAAGGGGAAGAGGCACACAUUCCCAUGACGAGGACAGCAUCACAGAUCCUAUAGACUUUAAACAGCUACCACAA